This is a messenger RNA of Cetraspora pellucida, 204 nucleotides long. NCBI's taxonomy places the organism in Eukaryota, Fungi, Glomeromycota, Glomeromycetes, Diversisporales, Gigasporaceae. The record is from the annotation of a GenBank genome assembly.
AUGUCCGGAAACGCAGAAUUCGACCAGGCCGCUAAAGAAUUUGAAACAAUCGUAAAAACGCAUAACGACAAGAUUAGCAAUGAAGAAAAAUUGGAUGCGUAUGGCUUGUACAAACAGGCUAUGAUUGGUGAUAAUGCUACUGCAAAACCAACUAGUAUCUUUAGUCAGGAAGCCAAAGCCAAGAGAAAUAUCCUUAAAAUAUGA